UUAAAGUGUACAUAUAUUUAUUUAGAGAAAAUAUUAAAUUUAUCUGGGCAUUUAGUAAUUAAGUAGAUACUGAGUACAUUUAGUUAAAUAAUCCUUUAUAAUAUUUAUAGUAUAUAAAAUAGCAGUUAUUUACAUAUACCAGUAUGUGCGAAUUGCGAAACUCACCUGCAUUUGGAAAAUGUUGCUGUCUUUCCAGAUGUCGGAAUUUAAAUUCCAACUCCUUAACACAGCCCAGCACUAUCUGGAGUGUGGUACUGAAGACUGUGAGAAGAACUGCCAGUUUUACUGCAAUGAUUGUCACCAAUCAAUAUGUGAACACUGCAGAGAUGAACAUCAGAAGAGUGCGAACACCAAAAACCAUGAAAUGGUCCCUUACCAACAACGCAAAAGACAACUCCCCGAGGAAAAAUGUCAAAACCACAAAACCAAAGUUAUUGAUAUAUUUUGCAAAGAUUGUCAUUUGCCAGGAUGUUCGAAAUGCGCGAUACAGUAUCACCAGGGGCAUGUAUUGCUAGAUUUGGAGAUGCUUUAUUCGGAAAAAAUAGCGCUUUGUCUUUCAAAAAUUUCCCAGCUCGAGCAAUAUUUUGUAUCAACAACGCAGGACCAACAAAAUCGGAUAAAGAAUGAUGCCGAAGAGACAAAGACUUACAUGGAGGGCAUGAGAACUUCGAUCAAGUCUGACGCCGAAUCUUUAAAGCGUCUUGUGGACGAGGUGAUGUUAAAGAAACUAAAAGAAUGUGAUGAAAUUGAGCAGUCAUUGAUCGAAACUUUAAACAACCAAGACAAAGUUUAUAAAAACUACUUGUCUUAUGUCAAUGAUCUUAGAAAAGAGUUAUAUUGUUAUAUAUCGGGUAAAACACUAUCCGACGUUAUUUUUUUCGUUUCUGAGGAAAAUUGUAAGAUUAAACCAAUACCUGUGACAACCGAACCAAUCCUACCGGUCUUUGCAUAUAGUGAUACAAAGCCUUGUUACGAUGAUAUCACCAAACUACUUGGAAAUUUGCAUUUUCCGGACAAUGAACUAAAAACAAGAGAAAUAAAACCAAUGGAAUCUGUAGCUGCAUCACAAGGAGGAAAAGAUGACGAAAACGAAAUGGAACUAUCUGUUGUGAAACAAACACUUUCUCUUUCUUCACCUGUCACCAAAGUCAGGGAGUUCAUUGUCACAAAUGUUGAACACCCGGGUCAUUUGUCAAUAAGUCCUCCCGAUAAAGUAUGGAUUAGCGGCGGCACUGCCUGUAACCUUGUUGAGACAGAUCUACAGGGCAACGAAUUGAAGAAAAUAUAUACUUCAGGUGGUUAUGGCUACCACACAGUCACGUUGGACCGGGAUCUUAUCUAUACAGACGGAGACGAGAAAGCCAUCUUUAGGGUAACACAGGAUAAGAAACCAAUUCAAUUCAUUAAAACAGGAGACUGGGCACCAAUCAGCAUAUACUCCUCCCACAUUAACGGGGAUAUACUGGUGGGGAUGGUAACGGACGAAGAGGCUAAAGUCACCCGGUACAACAAGAUCGGAAAGGAAACACACAGCAUUGAGAGUGACUACAAAGGAGAAAAACUGUAUUCGGAGCCACACUACAUAACAGAAAACAUUAAUGGUGACAUUUGUGCAUCAGAUUAUGAUAUGCAUGCGGUUGUGGUAGUAAAUAAGAUAGGACAACACAGGUUUAGAUACACUGGCUGCUCAAAAGGGUUUUUCCAAAUGAUGUCCUCGUUUAUAAUAAAAGCGCCAGAGUUCUUGCCUUAUGGAAUCUGCACAGAUGCUCUUGGUCACAUUUUGGUUUGUGAUUUUAACAGCAACGCCGUCCACCUUCUUGACCAGGAAGGUCAGUUCUUGUCCCUCGUAAUCACAGAGAAACAAGACAUACAGUGUCCCCUUAGUGUGUGUGUAGAUGAUGAGAACAAUCUGUAUGUUGGCCAGCAAUCCACCAACACAGUGAAAGUGUUCCAGUAUCUGAAGUAGAAUAAUGACGAUGUCAGUAUUUUUUGUCUGUAAAGUUCUACACUGUCAUUGUGAAUUUUUGUCGGUAUCCACUUUCUCAUUGUUUGAAAACAUCUGCAAAGAUAUAAUUAUGUUUGAUGAAGCGAAAACUGUACUAAAAGAUAAUGCAGAAAACAGGAUUCAUCAAAUCAUUGUGUGAAACAGAUGAACAGACUGCAUAAAUGAUUGUGAGAGCGGCAUUAGUCUUAGUAUACUACCGUUAGGAAGUUUUGAAUUACUCAAUAUUUAUUUGUUUAACAGCAGUACUUGUCCACAUUCCCGAGGAGCCCUAUGAUGUCUGAAUACUGACACUUGAACUCUAGUGGCAAGGUUCUCCCUCCCUGGAGGGGGAUGGUGGUGGUGUACAGCAUGAUGGGUCUGCUACUUGGCACACCGUUUCCAUACUCCUGGGCAGGGGUGGCGUUGUUGGAUGAUACCUGAGGUUGAAAAUCAACUGCCUGAACAGUGUUGCCAAUCAACAUGCUGCCCCUGAUAUACACAAGCUUACUCUUGGAUAGUUGUGGAGAAAUAGCAGGUGUGCUACCAAAGGCUGGUAUGUGGGCUGUACAGGCCCCAACAGGCAUGGGAUUGGAGAGG
Molecule: messenger RNA, 2581 nt
Organism: Magallana angulata
Lineage: Eukaryota; Metazoa; Mollusca; Bivalvia; Ostreida; Ostreidae
Exons: 1
Coding region: 179-1966 (595 amino acids)
Biological process (GO): positive regulation of DNA-templated transcription
Cellular component (GO): nucleoplasm; chromatin
Molecular function (GO): ubiquitin-protein transferase activity; zinc ion binding
Source: RefSeq, a predicted model, not a curated record